AUGGCGUCUACAUUCCAGAAAUACCAGUUCACGAUUGUUCUUGUUCUCUCCCAAAUCGCCUUCUUCAUUCUAUUCGGAAUAUUUGGGAGAUAUGCGGAGAGUGCGAUGCCUGGAGGACCAAGCAGUACGAACUUCGUUAAUUCGAAUUAUCCGAUGUUCCAAGAUAUACACGUAAUGAUCUUCAUCGGUUUUGGCUUCUUAAUGGUAUUCCUAAGACGUUAUGGAUUCUCUGCUGUCUCAAUUAACCUGCUUCUCGCAUGUGUCGUCAUUCAGUGGAGUAUACUCAUAAAUGGAUUCUGGUCUGAAGAGUUUGCUGCAAACGGACAAUUCACGAUUUCGAUUACUGAGAUAAUUGGUGGUGAUUUCGCGGCAGCAACGAUUUUGAUCACAAUGGGUGCCACCUUAGGUAAGCUUUCACCAUCGCAAUAUGUGGUGAUGGCACUGAUCGAGGUACCUGUCGCACUCACCAUCGAACAUAUCGUUAUUCAUAAAAUCGAGGUACUUCCUAAUAAUCAUUUUAUUCCAGCUGCAAUUGCACAUCACCAAUCUAUACGUCACUCGUAA
Molecule: messenger RNA, 564 nt
Organism: Anisakis simplex (herring worm)
Lineage: Eukaryota; Metazoa; Nematoda; Chromadorea; Rhabditida; Anisakidae
Source: the annotation of a GenBank genome assembly